This is a messenger RNA of Ctenocephalides felis (cat flea), 2351 nucleotides long. Its product is annotated as phosphofurin acidic cluster sorting protein 1-like. Bases 150 to 1436 code for a protein of 428 amino acids. The transcript is spliced from 7 exons. Gene Ontology annotation, biological process: protein localization to plasma membrane. The record is from RefSeq and is a predicted model, not a curated record. NCBI's taxonomy places the organism in Eukaryota, Metazoa, Arthropoda, Insecta, Siphonaptera, Pulicidae.
UCAGAUAUAACAGUACAGUGCAAUCACAAUCAUUAUUUUUGUAGUGCAGUUUAAAGUUUGAAUUGAAAGUUUCAUUGAAAUUUCAAAGCGCAGUAUGGAUCAAAGUGCUGAUCUCAAUAAAAGUUGUAAAAACGAUGUAGAUUGAUCGAAUGAAGUGUUCAUUUAUUGAAUAUAAAAUGUCAAACACCGCAAUGAAACCUGUUCCUAUGAAACUUUUUGCAGCCUGGGAAGUGGAUAGGACCCCUUCUAAUUGUAUUCCCAGGUUGUGCUCUUUGACUGUUACAAGACUCACACUUCUAACUCCACUUCCCGCUGAUGUAACAAGCGUGUCUUUGGCUGUAAAAAUGCAAAGUUCAAAACGCAUUUUGCGAUCACAUGAGAUAUCCUUAGGUGCUGUAGCUUUACAGCCAGCACAAUCGUACAAUCCAUCACAACAAAGCUCUGGUGUUUCAAUCAAUGUUCAAAAUUCAAUAAUGGCAAAUCAACAAUGUAGUGUAAAUGCAACUGGAGGUAAUCAAAAUUACCAGCAACAAUUGUUGUCAACACUUCAACCUUCUUUGCAAUCUUCAAAUUUAGCUGGACAAUCUACUUUAUUAGAAGCAGAACUUGAUUUACAUUUUAGUUUGCAGUAUCCUCAUUUCAUAAAACGAGAUGGAAACAGAUUACAGAUUCUUCUUCAACGGCGUAAAAAAUACAAGUCACGUACUAUUCUGGGGUACAAAACAUUGUGUGAAGGCUCAGUACGUAUGGAUCAGGUUUUACAACGAUCUCGCGAUAUGCAGAUUGAUUUAGGAGGUGAUGGAAAAAGUGCCCGAAAAUGUGGACCACUCGCACGGCUUACUGCAUACCAGGUAUCAUCAAUACCAGUGGAUCACGACAAACAAAACAGUUGUGCUAUGUCAGCUGAUCGAGGAGUGGCUGAAUACUCAGAUGAUGAUGAGGAAGCUGAAUUCAGUUCGGCAGAAGAUAAUGAUGAGCAGCUAUAUGAUGCUAAUGUCAGUCGUACUAGUGUUAGCCAAACUCGUAAAGGUUUGGCUUACAGAAAAUUACAACAUGGUGCGCACACUGGUGAUGAUGCAGCUAUGGGAGCGCAUGCUGUUGAUAGUGAUAGCGAGUUUGAGCACUCAAGAAAGGGUGCAAAGUUGCCAAGUAGCCGGCAACGUAACCUCAAACAAAAAUUUGUGGCACUGUUACGACGUUUUCGUGUACCAGAGGAACUAGAGGCUGGUGUAGCAGGGAGAGAAGAGGGAGCUCUAGAGGGUGCACAUGAAAUUGAUGCAUUAUUUCAAGAGUUAGAAUCCUUGUCUUGCGGAGAAGCCGAUGACUCUGCUCCUGAAUUGGAUACAAUGUCAAUUGGUUCAACACCAAAACCUUCUCUCAGGCCAUUCUUUUCCAGCUCUCGAAGUUUGCUUUACGAUGCAACCAAUCUUGGAUAGUUCAAUAUGUUUCAACUGAAAUAGUUUUUAUUGCAUUUGCAUGCAACAAUUGAAUUAUUUUAUAAUGGAAGUGUUCAUACUGACUUCAAAUAUGAGGCCAUUGGACUUGUAUAAAUGAGGUAUAAAAUUCGAGCAGAGAGAUCCUAAAUAAAAACAUUGAAAAAAAAAAGAAUGUCACAGUUUUAUUCCUCUGAUCAAAUGAGUAUGGAAAAAUGUGAAUGGAAGAUUUCAUACUAGAAUAACGAAUAGCAAACAAAAAGCAUAAUCUUUCUAUGUACAUUUAAUUGUUAAAAUGUAUAUGAUGCAACCCCAAGUAAAUACUGAGGAUAACCAGAACCAACGGAGAUGAGUUCUAUAUAAGUAAAACAGAUAUUAGUAAAUAUGAACGAGCUGGCACAGAUUUAAGUAUAUACAAUUACAGUGCUAUUCGAUUGUGUCAUUCAUUUGCUAUUGGAUUGUGUCAGAUUCAUGUAGUUAUAUUGUGAAACUCAUAUAAUUAUUGGCACAUAUUAUAUUUGAUGUUAGUUUAGUGACAUUUUUAUGUGUAAUGUUUUAAAAAGCAAUUUACCAAAAGUGUUUGUUAAUAUUUUUUAACUAAUGUUUUCUGAAUUGGUGACGCACAAACAAUGUGGUCACAUAAGCCUUAAUUACUUAAUAUCCGUUAUUACUGUUGUUGGAACCAUAAUGAUUCCUCUAACAGUCAGCAAUUUUUUUAAACUUUUUUAAUAGGUAAACCAUUUUUUUUCUUGAUAAUUUCUCAAAUGAAAAUUGUUUAAAGAAGUUCUUACAAUUGAUUUAAUAACAUUUAUAUAAUAUUUGUUCAGUGCCACAAAUUAUAAAUGGAGAUUUUCAUUAUGGGAGAUCUGCUAAAUAAUGAAAUGCCCGUGAAUUUUUAUAAAAUACAUCAACAGAAGA